AUGCAUCACUUUUUCAAAGGCCAGUUCUUCGAUUUCGAGGUGGUACGCAUCCUCGGCGUGGCCGUCUAUGGGGGCUCAGACAUCGCUGAGGUGCUCGAGGCCGUCGGGCACAUCAAGGACGGCGAUGCAGAGAGCUGGGGCCGCGCAUGGAAGACGCAGGCGGAGCGAGCCGAGGCCCUGGCCGAGGCGGCAAUGAAGGCAGGGCACCACCCUAUCGCGCGCCAGGCCUUCCUGAGGGCGUCCAACUACACGCGAGCGAGCGGAUACAUGCUCUGUGGGGAUGGCCCAGAUCGCCCCCAUCCGCGGCAGCUCGAGGUAUGCGAGCGGGUGGCCUCGCUCUUCGGCAAGGCGGCUACCCUAUUUGACCACUGCGACUUCCAUCGGCUUGAAAUCCCGUACAAAGAGGGAGGCUUGACGCUACCGGCUUAUUUAUACCUUCCACCGCACGACAAGCGCCUCCCAGGCAAGAUCCCGAUCCUCAUCAGCAGUGGUGGUGCGGAUGCUCUCCAGGAGGAGCUGUUCUACAUGCAUCCCUCGGCCGGUCCGUCUCUUGGGUAUGCGGUGCUGACGUUCGAGGGGCCUGGCCAAGGACUGACCCUCCGUCGCCACAACCUCAAGAUGCGGCCGGAUUGGGAGGCCGUGAUUGGGGUUGUGCUGAGUUUUCUCGAGCGGCUAUCAGAGACCCGUCCAGAACUCGAGCUGGACACGUCACGAAUUGCCAUCGCUGGCGCGUCGUUGGGCGGCUAUUUUGCGCUGCGAUCGGCAGUAGACCCACGCAUCAAAGCAUGUGUCGCCCUCGAUCCGCUCUGGAGCAUGUGGGACUUCGCGACGGAGCACGUAUCGCCCACCUUCAUCGGCGCGUGGGACCGUGGGUGGAUUGGAGACGGCUUUGUGGAUAGCGUCAUCGGCCUGGCCAUCCGUUUCUCCUUCCAAAUGCGCUGGGAAGUGACCACGGGAGGGACCUUCUUCGGUCUCAGAUCGCCGGCAUCCAUUAUGCAGGAGAUGAAGCGGUACAGCCUAGCCUUACCCAGCGGUGAGAACCACCUCGAGCACGUCCGAUGCCCUGUGCUGGUGUCGGGCGCAUCCGACUCGCUCUAUCUCAAAGAGAAUCACCACACGAUGCGCGUGUUCAACGCGCUCACCAAUGUUGCAGAGGCGGACAAGGCCCUAUGGCUGGCAAGCACGCCCGGCGAAGGUUCGCUUCAGGCAAAAAUGGGCGCGUUACGGCUGGCAAACCAGCGUACAUUCCAGUUUUUGGACCUUGCCCUGGGCAUCAAGCGAGGCAUGGCAGAUUAA
Molecule: messenger RNA, 1296 nt
Organism: Chaetomium globosum CBS 148.51
Lineage: Eukaryota; Fungi; Ascomycota; Sordariomycetes; Sordariales; Chaetomiaceae
Exons: 2
Coding region: 1-1296 (431 amino acids)
Source: RefSeq, a predicted model, not a curated record